AUGGAAUAUAAAGAUGAUAAAUUUAAAAAAAAAAGAAGGAAAAAUAACGAACGUUUUGCUGCUGUAAUCUGUGGUCACUGGAAUUUCAAUUCCAAUAAGGGAAUCGCGAUUAAGGCGGCGGCGGCGUGUUUAAUUUAUUUAUACAAAAUUGAGGCCUACAGCAAAGAAUUUAGCGCCUUCCUUGAGAGGCGUCAUGUGGUAUCUAAUAUAGAGAAUCUUGGUCAAUCAUCUCAAAGGACCACCACCACCACCCACACAGCUAUUACCGAACCAGGAACUCAGAUGUCACAUGUUGUAAAUGCUGAACAUGCAUCUCCAGCUCCUAAUUUAGGAACAUUAUCAUCAGUUGUCAUGCAUUCACCAUUAACCACUGCAUUAGCCGGUGGUAAUAACAGUAGUAGCCUUAGUCCAAGUCCAACCACACAAUCAGUACAAUCAAAAUCAACAGAGGGACAUUCACAAAUAUUGACAAGGCCUAGGUUACAAGAUUUAGUUAGGGAAGUCGAUGCGACAGAACAAUUAGAUGACGAAGUGGAAGAAUUACUUCUUCAACUGGCGGAUGAUUUUGUCGAAAGCACAGUCAAUGCAGCUUGUGUUUUCGCCAAACACAGGCAUGCAAACACAGUGGAUAUAAAAGAUGUUCAAUUGCAUUUGGAAAGAAAUUGGAACAUGUCCAUUCCAGGUUUUGGAACAGAUGAUUUAAGGCCUUAUAAGAGAGCAACUGUUACUGAAGCACACAAACAGAGAAUGGCUCUAAUAAGAAAAACAUUAAAAAAAUAUUAA
Messenger RNA from Pediculus humanus corporis (human body louse), 783 nucleotides. RefSeq names its product transcription initiation factor TFIID subunit, putative. Lineage: Eukaryota; Metazoa; Arthropoda; Insecta; Psocodea; Pediculidae. Bases 1 to 783 code for a protein of 260 amino acids. Gene Ontology annotation, molecular function: protein heterodimerization activity; TBP-class protein binding; DNA binding. Gene Ontology annotation, biological process: RNA polymerase II preinitiation complex assembly; DNA-templated transcription initiation. The transcript is spliced from 5 exons. Gene Ontology annotation, cellular component: transcription factor TFIID complex; SAGA complex; SLIK (SAGA-like) complex. The record is from RefSeq and is a predicted model, not a curated record.